CGAUCAUCGGAUUCGGGUGUUUUCUAAAAAUUUCUUCCAGAAAAAAACAGUUGCACAAACAAACAAGUGUAAAUUUUGUGCAAUAUUUUGCAUUUCUCUGCAGAAAAUGAGCGAAAUUGUCGAUGCCAAGCUGCUUAUAGAGCAAGGAGACGUCGUGGGGGUUUUAAAAGCGAAAUAUUUUGCGAUUAAAGAAGCGAUUUCUGACGCCGAAGAGCGACAUACAAAAGCAGUUGCUGGGCUCAACGAACCGAAGGCGAAACUCGUGAAAGCUUUGCACGAAGCGGAACUGUUAGAAGCGCGAAUUGCGAAAACAAAAGAGAGCAUUCGCGUGAAGAAAGAAGCGUUAAGCGAAGUUAAAGAAGAUUUAGGCGAAGCAAAUGAGGAGAUACAAGAAAAUAAGGUUGGGUUUCAAAUUUUUGUUUAUUAAUUAUUAAGUUUCGAGGGAGUGGAGCAGGGCCACAGCGACAAACAGAUUUUGUCUCGCAAUUGGGGAUUUGUUUCUCGAAGGGUAUUUUAGUAAACAGGCUAGCGAAUAAUCUGCAAUUAUGAGAUAACUUGAUCCAAAACAAUCACUAUUCUGUGGCGGUUUGGGGAAAAAGUCUGUAAUUCCGGGACAGGAAUUGAACCUACAGCCCUGCGAUUCCGGUACUUGUGCUCUAACCAACUGAGCUACAGAGUCCAGUUGUACCGCAAGUUCAUGUAUAUACACUAAGGUGUAAAAAAAUACCUGUGGUUCCGGUUUCAUAACGUGAAAAAUUAAGGUCGGUCAUGGUUUUGGUGGUUUUUUGCUGGGCGAUUUGCAGUAGAGUCCCGACAUCAAUAUUAACUAGAGAUGCGUAUUUCCUGUGGACGAAUUUAGGCAAUUUGGUUCAAUAAUUUAAUUUAAAAAGUAUUUAUAUUGCACUAAAACUAUAAAUAUUGGGUUGCAGGUGUGACAACGGACACCAUUUUGGCAUGCUGUAUGAGCAGCCUGCAACCACCUGGAGAAAAUAGGGUCGUACGGUCAAUCGCGUGGAAAAAAUAAUAGGGUCGGCAGAAAAAAAUAGGGUCGGUCGGGAACCACAUGUAUUUUUUUUACGCCUAAGGUGACGUUAUUCAGCAGUUAGAGCUUGACAACCGGACUCUAUAGCUCUCUUAGAACUCUUAAGAGUGCCACACCAGAAUCGCAGAGCCGUAGGUUCAAUUCCUGCCACAGGGUCUAUUUCUACAACAGCUCCCAGUGGUUAGGUCUAAAAUUAUAUAUAAUCUUUCUCUACAAAAAUCCUUACAUCCAAAAUACUGUCAAAUCCCAAACCAAAUGUGUUGUUGUGCUUCCAUUUUCAAGAUUAAAAUUUCUAUAAAAUUUUUAAGGAAAUUUGCAAAUCCAGGUAACACCUGCACCAUAUUUGGCCAUCAAAACAACUGCAAACUGCUCUAAUUCUUUCCGUCACUUUCAUUUGAUCUCAUGAUCUGUGAGUCUGCCUCAACAGCCUUUGAUCUUAGUUGGCUGUUGCAAUGUCCAGGGUUCAUAAUUAUGACUGAGUAUGUGCCCAAAAAUUCAUUUUACCUUUAAUCCAUUGAUUGCCAGCACUCUUCUCGUGACAGGUAAAGUUGUCUGGCAUUAGACAGAGUAACAUAACAAAGAGUGUAUUGUUGUGCAAUGCAUUAAGUUGUUGUUAACCCAUUAAGUUAUGCCCCACCCUAUUAUUUACUUUGUCUAAUACCAGAUGAUUUUAUCAAUGUACUUCUGUAUCUUAGGGAUGGAGAGCACAAUUCAAGGAACGCGAAAGCACCAGAGUAGAACAGCUCGAAGUGUUGGAAGACAAAUGCAAAGAUGCGAAAGAACUCCUCUUUGAAAACAACCGAAAAUUUAGUGAAGCGACCCGAUUGUUGGCCAUGAGAGAAUUCGACAUCGAAGCGGUAAUAAAUCGUAGGAAUGAGGCUCUCGAAGAUAUCAAGGAACACGAAGAAAUGCAGAAACAGAGCGCCGCACAAAUGAUACAUGUCGAGAAAAAAGGAGGCAAGACCGCUGAACGAAAGUUGGAAAAGGAGCAACGGAUCGAAGCGAUGGCCAGUCAGAUUGAGACGACAGAUGAUCUAACGGAGGAUGCGUUAAGAAGCAUCUCAAAGUUGGAAUUGAAACGCGAGUAUAUAUUGGAUCAGAUCAACUACUGGCACGAGAAGACAAAAAAACUGAAUGAUGAAGUGGAUAGAAUGAAUCAAGAGGACUGGGUUUCUUAUUAAGACAAAACUAACGUUACUAUGAAAUAUUGUUUUCCAUGCGUGUAAAUAACUAGCAUUUCACAUAUUCUUCAAGGUCUGAGCAAACUUUGCAUAAAAUUGCAAAAGAAUAUUCUGAUGGUUAUGGAGAUCCAAUAUGACUUGUAAAUUACCAACCUCGUAUCCAUAUAAAUAAACCUCGUACACACGUAAAAAUAUCACAUUUUGUAGCAAGUCUGCCAACAAGCCAUCAACAAGUUGUGCUGCCAACAAGUUUGGAACAAGCUGUUAACAACUUGUAACAACCUUGAUAUUAUCAGACUUGUUCCAAUAAGUCCGAACAGUCAUGGUAUAACAAUAUUGUUACAACCUUGUGUCGUCAACCUUGUAACAUUCUUGUUAUAUCAUGACUGUAUCGGACUUGUUAGAACAAACUUGUAACAAGUCUGAUAACAUGCCAUCAAGCAUGUUACAAGUUGUUAACAGCUUGUUGUAAACUUGCUACAACAACUGGGAACAAGCAGUGCGAACACAACUUGUCGACAGCCUGUGAAUAGAUUUGUAACAACUUGUUUGCAGACCUGUAACAAUUUGUGCUUUUUUAUGUGUGUAACCCUCGUUCCGCUAUGUUUAGGUUGGAAUAGUUCUAUGGAAAACAAUAUUCUAGUUAGAUCUAUCUAGUUAUUCAAAAUGUUUAGGAACGAACUUUCUCUAAGCCUCAUGUUAAUAGUAUAUUUGUGUUCAAUAUAUAGACCACAGUAAGACUUUUUUUGUAAUCUUAACUACCUGAAGAUGGAGUAAAUCUCCGAAACGUCGUUUGUUAAUGUAAUAAGCACGUUUAAAAAAGUCUUACUGUGGUCUAUAUAUUGAACACAAAAUAUCUAGUUAUUGUAAUUCAUUCUUUAGGUAG
This is a messenger RNA of Paramuricea clavata, 3109 nucleotides long. The record is from the annotation of a GenBank genome assembly. NCBI's taxonomy places the organism in Eukaryota, Metazoa, Cnidaria, Anthozoa, Malacalcyonacea, Plexauridae.